GAAAAACCUCAGUGAUCUACUGAUGAACACACAAUUCAAGCUGGAGAAACUAGAGUUAAGCAACUGUGAAAUGACAUAUGAAGGUUGUUCUGCUGUGACUUCAGCUCUGAAAUCAAACCCAUCACACCUGAGAGAACUGAACCUGAGCAGGAAUGAACUAGGACACACUGGAGUGAAAAACCUCAGUGAUCUACUGAUGAACACACAAUUCAAGCUGGAGAAACUAGAUCUGUGUUAUUGCAGUAUUACAGAGAAACAGUGUCUCGUCCUGACUUCAGCUCUGAAAUCAAACCCAUCACACCUGAGAGAACUGAACCUGAGUGAGAAUCAAAUAAAAAACACAGGAGUGAAUCACUUAUGUGACGUACUGAAGGAUUCACACUGUAAACUGGAGAGAUUGAGGUCAGUAACAUUCACAUACAAGAAUCAAAAUGAUUAAAAUCACUUCAACAGUUUAAACCAAAACACUUUAUAGUAUCUAACGAUGUCUACAGA
Molecule: messenger RNA, 495 nt
Organism: Labeo rohita (rohu)
Lineage: Eukaryota; Metazoa; Chordata; Actinopteri; Cypriniformes; Cyprinidae
Product: ribonuclease inhibitor-like
Exons: 3
Coding region: 23-439 (138 amino acids)
Molecular function (GO): protein binding
Source: RefSeq, a predicted model, not a curated record